This is a messenger RNA of Knipowitschia caucasica, 5121 nucleotides long. The record is from the annotation of a GenBank genome assembly. Lineage: Eukaryota; Metazoa; Chordata; Actinopteri; Gobiiformes; Gobiidae.
AUGGCUCCCCCCAGUGGUAGUCCAAACCAUUCAGUUCAUCCAUUAGCACCACAGCACACUCAAGUGAAUCAGGGACAGCUUCAUCAACCCCAUACACAAGCUGCGGCUGUUUCUCAAGAUGGGGUGCCUCUGCGGCCUGCUGAUGCAUCUCCUCAGACGACUUUGUCUGGCUCUCACGACGGUACCCAAGACGGUUCUCAAGAAGACCCUGCAUUGAUUGGAUUAAGCCCCUCUGACAUUGAGAAGCACAGACAGCGUCAGAAACUGCGGGAGUUUCUAAUUCGACAACAGAUUCAGAAAAAGGAGGCGGCUGCUGCAGCAGCUGGCAGUACAUCUCCUGGUUGGUCUGGAGGUGAGACGUCAGAAAGGAUCAACCGAGCACCGCCACCUUAUCCACAGGAUCGUGUCAGUGCUGUGACUCCAACCGUUUCAACACAAGUGUCCAAGAGUCCCAGUGGUCCCCAACAAAUGGGAAACCUGCCAAUCAUGGAUUCCAGUGCAGUACGGCUGCCUGGAACAACUAAACCUUCAGGCAUGUUUGCUCGUCCACCCCUGCCGCCUCAGUGGCAGGCUCAGGGUGCAGGUCCACAUAGAAACAUGCAACCAGGCAUGGACGCCAUGAGCAUAAGGCAUAAUUUCAACCACCCUGUCAACAUGCAGGAUAUUGGCAACCCACCAAGUUUAGUCACUCCGUCGGCCAAUGAGCACAGCGGGGAACUACCAGAGGCAGACCUGGAUGGGUUGGGAGAUUCUGGGGGUGAUGCUGGUGUUGAGGAUGAGGAUGAUCUUGCUCUUGACCUGGAUCCCGAUAAAGGGGAUGAUGCUUUGGGCAAUCUGGAUAAUCUCGAAGCCAAUGAUCCACAUCUCGAUGACUUGCUAAACAGUGAUGAGUUUGAUCUGUUGGCUUACACAGAUCCUGAAUUGGACCAGGGUGACCCCAAGGAUGUUUUCUCAGACCAGCUGCGGUUGGUUGAAGCUGAAAGUGAGACCUCCUCAGGUGCACGAAUUAAAGUAGAAGAUAAGUCACAUAAGCAAAACCUCUCUUCAAAGACUGAUGGCAACUUCAAUCCGACAUCUGCAAAAAACACAGAUGUCACCAAGCAAUCAGUGAUGCGUAUGGGGCAUCCUGGAGCAAUGCCCUCACAGCCUGGAGUCAAACGGGUCCCUUUGACCAACAAUCUUUUUCCUGAUAAAGAUUUGGACAAAUUUGUAACUGAUGACAUCCUGGAUCCCAUUGCUAAAGCAAAGAUGGUGGCUCUUCAAGGAAUAAAAAGAGUUCUUACAGACCCAAUGGUUGUUCCGUCUGGCAUUAACAGGCAACAGGUUUCCUUGCUUGCUCAAAAGCUGGCAACUCCUGGAACUGAUACAGGACAUAUUUCCUCAGGACCAAUAAAGGAAGGCGAACCAAGUGAUGCUACUCAGUCGAGGCCAAACCCUCCCCAAUUUGUCCAAGGAAUUAUCAAUGAUGCAGAGCAACAUCAAUAUGAGGAAUGGCUGUUACACACUCAGCAACUAUUACAAAUGCAGUUGAAGUUUUUGGAGGAGCAGAUUGGAGUCCACCGCAAAUCUCGAAAGGCACUUUGUGCAAAACAGCGUACAGCAAAGAAGGCAGGCAGGGAGUUUGCUGAGGCAGAUGCAGAAAAGUUGAAGUUGGUUACAGAAGAACAAAGUAAAAUUCAAAAACAGCUUGACCAGGUACGGAAACAACAGAAGGAGCAUACAAAUCUUAUUGCCGAAUAUAGGAGCAAACAGCAGCAACAUCAACAAGGCUCAGGACAGGUGCCACAGAUGAGGCAGGCCAUGGGAACUGUUGGAUCUCAACCUGGUGUCACCCCACAGAUGCAGCAGAGUAUACUGCCCCACAGGCCACAGCCUCCACAAGUCGGAGAGAUGCUGCAUCCGCAGAUGAUGAGAGGACGGCCCAAACGUCCAAAUAAAGUUACCAGUGGGCCCAAUGCGAGAAAAAAGAACAAGAAGGAUGAAAUGGGGAAAAGUCCAGAAGCUCUCAUUAAACAGCUUAAACAGGGUCUUUCUUUGCUUCCAUUAAUGGAGCCAUCCAUAACUGCAAGCCUAGAUCUUUUUGCCCCUUUUGGGAGCAGUCUUCCUAAUGAUAAAGCCCAGCUCAAAGGAUCAUUUGGAAGUGCCGUGCUGGACAACAUUCCAGACUACUAUUCUCAACUACUUACAAAGAGUAACCUUAGCAAUCCUCCUACACCUCCGUCAUCGCUACCUCCCACACCACCUCCUUCAGUACAGCACAAGCUGCCAAAUGGGAUAACCACUGGGGAGGAGCUGUCCAAGUGUAAAGAUACUGAUGCUGUAGAGUCAAGAGACGCCCCGUCUGAAGUGGUUAAGAGUGUUGACAUUCUUGCAGCUCUUCCUACGCCACCACACAACCAAAAUGAAGACAUCAGGAUGGAAAGUGAUGAUGAGGAUGCACAAGAGAGCAUUAUUCCAGCAUCAUCCCCAGAGAGUAAUGUGGGUGAAGGAACAACACGGUUUCCUCAACUCAAAGAACCCAAGGAAGAAGAGACUGAAAGGGCAAUAUCUCCCAUUAUCCCCCUCAUUCCCCGCACACCUAUUCCAGAAUUUCAAGAAAAUAAACCAAUUGCAGAGGAGAAGGUGCCUUCUUCAGCAAAUAAUCUCAAUAGACCAAACAAUAAUGAAGUGUCUGUCACUUUCACACUGUCCUCGGCAGCCGCGAAGAAACUAAACCAUGUGAUGAUGGCCAUGGCUCAGCUCCUAAGCAUACGAAUGCCGGGUUCUUAUGAAGUGACUUUCCCGCCUCAAAGUCUGAAUUUUGAUGGGUCCAGUAAGCUGCCAGAACAGCCAGACUUCCCAGGUGCCCUCUGUUCGAAGAACAAUUUGACUCCUAAUCCGGAUGAAUGGCUCAGACAGUUUGAUGUGUCGCUCCCCGGCUGCACGCUCAAGAAACACGUGGACAUUCUUUCACUAAUCAAACAGGACUUUAUAGAAAAUGAGGACAAGCCGGCACUUCACUACUACACCACCAAAGUAAAUGAUUUGGAUGUGCGGCACCUUCCUGUUAUUCCAGUUGAGGAAUCCCCACCACCAUCACCACCUGCUCCUGAGGACCAAGAACCUGUUUGUGAGACAGAUGUGUCGAAAUCUUCUCCUUUCAUUCCUUCCAUGCAAAAUCAAGAAGUUGAGGUCAAGACUGAGCCAGAGCAAGAGGGUGGAGCUACAGAACUUAAACCACCAAUAUUUACUGCAGGCGAGACUGAAUCUGAAGCAAUGUCAGUUUCCAAGGCUAUAUCUACUGAAGAGUUGCUGAAGGUGACUGUUACUGCUAAGGAGGAGGACAUGAGUACGGACCUCCCAGAGACUGAUUAUAAUGCUCCUAAUGAUUCGCAGUCUUCCCCAAAAUCCAUAAAACAAAGCAGGCCGCUGUCACCUGAACCAGAUAUAGUCCGACCCAAAGUAAAAAAAUGGAAAGGGAUUCGCUGGAAACGUCUUCAGUUUGUCAUUACAAUCCGUAAGGGGGGCUCAAAAAAGGAGAGCAGUCGUGAAGUAUCAGAGCUAAUGGAGCGACUGCGUAUCACUUUCAGACCAGAGAAAAUUCCUCGGGACAAACGCAAAUGCUGCUUUUGUCAUGAUGAAGCUGACGGGGCCACGGACGGGCCAGGGCGUCUCCUCAACAUUGAUGUGGAUUUGUGGGUGCAUCUAAACUGCGCUCUGUGGUCCACAGAGGUCUAUGAGACGCAAGGAGGAGCUCUCAUCAAUGUAGAGGUGGCCCUGCGCAGAGGGCUGCGCACCCUUUGUGCCUACUGCCAGAAAACUGGGGCCACAAACAGCUGUAACAGACUGCGUUGUCCCAAUGUCUAUCAUUUUGCCUGUGCCAUUCGAGCUCGCUGCAUGUUCUUUAAGGACAAGACUAUGUUGUGCACACAGCAUAAACUCAAGGGCCCCAGUGAGGAUGAGCUGAUCGCCUUUGCUGUGUUAAGGCGGGUCUACAUUGAGCGUGAUGAAGUGAAGCAGAUUGCCAGUAUCCUCCAACGAGGAGAUCGAAUCCACUUGUUCAGAGUAGGAAGCCUGAUCUUCCACGCCGUUGGCCAACUCCUUCCUUCACAGAUGCCACUCUUCCACUCACCAACUGCCAUUUUUCCUGUGGGCUACGAGGCUACGCGCAUUUACUGGAGCACACGUGUGCCCAAUAAGCGUUGCAGAUACCGAUGUCGCAUCAAUGAAGAAAAUGGCCGGCCGCUUUUUGAGGUACGAGUCUUGGAACAUGGCAUGGAGGAUCUGCAUUACCGUAACGACACUCCAGAAGGAAUUUGGAACAGAGUGGUUCAGGAGGUGGCAAAACUUCGAGAGGAUUCUUCUAUGCUGAAACUGUUCACUGAACACCUUAAAGGAGAAGAAAUGUAUGGACUCACCAUCAAUGCUGUCAUGCGCAUCACAGAAUCGUUGCCUGGAGUGGAGAGCUGCCAGAGUUACCAGUUCCGUUAUGGCCGCCAUCCACUCAUGGAGCUCCCUCUCAUGAUAAAUCCCACUGGUUCUGCUCGCACCGAGCCCAAAGUCACAGCACAGUGCAAGAGGCCUCACACGCUCAAUAGCACCAGUGUUUCUAAAGCCUAUCAGAGCACUUUCACUGGAGAACUCAACACACCGUACAGCAAACAGUUUGUUCACUCCAAAUCGUCCCAAUAUCGGCGCCUAAAGACUGAGUGGAAGAACAACGUUUAUCUUGCCCGAUCCCGAAUCCAGGGUUUAGGAUUGUAUGCUGCUAAAGAUUUGGAAAAGCACACCAUGGUCAUUGAAUACAUUGGCACAGUUAUACGCAAUGAGGUUGCCAAUCGGCGAGAAAAGAUCUAUGAGUCUCAGAAUCGUGGCAUUUACAUGUUUCGCAUCAACAAUGAACAAGUCAUUGAUGCCACUUUGACUGGUGGCCCAGCUCGAUAUGUCAACCACUCCUGUGCCCCCAACUGUGUGGCAGAGGUGGUAACAUUUGACAAGGAAGACAAGAUCAUCAUAAUCUCUAGUCGAAAGAUUCCAAAGGGAGAAGAGCUGACUUAUGAUUACCAGUUUGAUUUUGAGGAUGAUCAGCACAAAAUUCCUUGUCAUUGUGGAGCCUGGAAUUGCAGAAAGUGGAUGAACUAA